AUUGCGUUAUAGCAGCAAUUUAUAUCAGUUAGGACUGAUCUGCAAAUAAGAGACGUCAUUAUAUAAAAGGCGUUUCUCUUCGAAAACAUCCUUGACUGAUAUUAAUAUCUGUUGCAAUGUGACGUCACAUCAAUAUCAAGAACGUGUGAAUAAACAACAUGCCUUCCUAUAAGCUGACUUACUUUCCUAUUCAAGCAUUGGCCGAGCCAAUUCGCUUUCUAUUAAAUUAUGGUGGUACCAAGUUCAUCGAUUAUCGUUUCGACAGGGCGGAUUGGCCGAAAAUUAAGCCAACUACGCCGUUCGGCCAAGUACCUAUGCUCGAAGUAGAUGGAAAGAAAAUUGCUCAGUCUAAAGCUAUCUCCCGCUACUUGGCAAAACAAUACGGUCUUGUCGGCAAGAACGAUUGGGAAUCUCUAGAAAUUGAUUCUACCGUCGAUACUACACAUGAUUUGUAUAGCCACAUUGCGGCUUAUCACUAUGAAGACAAUGAAACGGUUAAAGAAGAGAAACUCAAAAACGCCAAGGAAACGGUGCCGUACUACCUGGAACGUCUGGAUGCUCAGGUGCAAAAGAACGGUGGUUACUUUGUUGGCGGUGCUCUAACUUGGGCCGAUCUUACUUUUGUCGCUCUAUUGGACUAUCUAAACUUCAUGAUGAAAAAGGAUAUAAUCGAGAAUUAUGAUAACUUGAAGCAGCUCAAACAAAAGGUCGAGGAGAUACCGGCCAUCAAGAGCUGGAUUGAAAAGCGUCCGAGCGAUAUAUAUCCGUAAACAUCAUCAAUGUCAUUUCUGUACUUUUAUUGAUGAUUGAUUUUUUGACCGUUAAUUGCUCGUCAAUUUGAAUCAAGUAUCAAUUUUUUCUUCUUCCAAUGUGCAUAAAUUUGUAAAAUAUAUGUAUGAUAGAUUUAUAAAUGUGCACACCGGAUAGGUAUAUAUUUUAAUACCUGGUGAAGGCUGAUUUUUAUUCGUAUAUUAAUACGACGAUAAUAAGAAUACUAAAAGACUAUUUCUAAUGGAACUUUAACAAGACUGUUUUUUCGCAUUCUGUAAUUUUAUAUUUCAAUAAAUCGCUACUUCUUUAUUAUUUUGUA
Formica exsecta is the source of this 1090-nucleotide messenger RNA. Its product is annotated as glutathione S-transferase-like. Bases 159 to 770 code for a protein of 203 amino acids. Lineage: Eukaryota; Metazoa; Arthropoda; Insecta; Hymenoptera; Formicidae. Gene Ontology annotation, biological process: glutathione metabolic process. The transcript has 4 exons. The record is from RefSeq and is a predicted model, not a curated record. Gene Ontology annotation, molecular function: glutathione transferase activity.